Molecule: messenger RNA, 2475 nt
Organism: Puntigrus tetrazona (Sumatra barb)
Lineage: Eukaryota; Metazoa; Chordata; Actinopteri; Cypriniformes; Cyprinidae
Gene: chm
Product: CHM Rab escort protein
Exons: 15
Coding region: 30-2033 (667 amino acids)
Biological process (GO): protein geranylgeranylation; vesicle-mediated transport; small GTPase-mediated signal transduction
Cellular component (GO): nucleus; cytoplasm; cytosol
Molecular function (GO): GDP-dissociation inhibitor activity
Source: RefSeq, a predicted model, not a curated record
CGUGUCACGUGACAGAGUGUAGUUUCAAGAUGGCUGCGGAGGAUCUGCCGUCUCAAUUCGAUGUUGUCAUUCUCGGAACAGGCCUCACAGAGUCUGUCAUUGCGGCGGCCUGCUCCAGAGUCGGACAGAGCGUUCUGCAUUUGGACAGGAGAAACUAUUAUGCGGGAAACUGGGCAAGCUUCACGUUCAAUGGCUUGCUGUCAUGGAUGGAGGAAUAUAAGAAUCAGCAGGAGGUACAGAUCGCGGAGUCUGAGCAAGUAUGGAAGAACUUGAUUGAUGAGGGAGAGGAUGUGGUGCCUCUCAGCUCUGUGGAUUCCUUUAUUACCAACUUGGAAGUUUUCUGUUAUGCCAGUGAGGAAGAAGAGACAGAAGAGGAAGCAAAGGUCCCUUUAACAAGCUGUCAGUUGGUGGAUGCUGAGACUGUAUCAGAAGAGACCUCUACAGAGGCUCAAGACACAGUUACAGGUGGCGACGGCACAGCAUCCGAUGCUAAGACACGGAACGAGGAGCUCGAAGACUCUGAGCCGUCUGACAUUUCAGGACCCAGCCAAUCACAGGAAGAGAAAGAUUCACAGCCGAUCAGCCGCCAAGUAGAUCCACCUGUAGUGGUGGAAAAGAAGAUAACGUAUCAAAAGUUGGUAAAAGAGGGACGCAGAUUCAACAUUGACCUUGUCUCCAAGUUGAUGUAUUCACGUGGUGCGCUGGUGGAUCUGCUCAUCAAAUCUAAUGUGAGCCGUUACGCGGAGUUCAAGAACAUCGGACGUAUCCUCACCUGCAGAAAUGGAAAAGUGGAACAGGUCCCGUGCUCACGGGCAGAUGUGUUUGCCAGUAAGCAGCUGACCGUGGUGGAGAAACGCAUGCUGAUGAAGUUUCUUACCUUCUGUCUGGACUUUGAGCAGCACCCAGAGGAGUACCAGGACUAUACCGAGAAACCAUUUAGAGAGUUCCUGAAGAACAAGAAGCUCACGGAGAACCUGCAAGACUUCGUUCUGCAUUCCAUCGCUAUGGUGACGCAGCAGACCCUUACUGAGGAAGGACUAAAGGCCACGCAACACUUCCUGAGAUGCUUGGGACGCUACGGCAACACUCCCUUCCUGUUCCCUCUGUACGGCCUGGGAGAAAUCCCACAGUGCUUUUGCAGAAUGUGUGCCGUAUUUGGAGGAAUUUAUUGUCUGCGACACUCGGUGCAGUGCCUGGUCGUGGACAAGGCGUCUAACAAAGCUAAAGCUGUGAUUGAUACACGUGGUCAGAAGAUCAGCUGCAGUCAUUUUGUGGUUGAAGAUUCGUACAUCAGAGAUGAACAAAGACAGAGCACAGCGUACAGGCAGAUAUCUCGUGCAGUGCUCAUCACAGACAGAUCUGUACUACCUUCAGAAUCUGAUCAGCAGAUCUCGUUGGUGACUGUUCCUCCUCUGGAAGCUUCUGCACCAGCUGUGAGGAUGGUGGAGCUCUGUUCCUCCUCCAUGACCUGCAUGCCCGGCACCUAUUUGGUCCACUUAACCUGUUCGUCGUCUGGUACGGCCAAGGAGGAUCUCGCUCCAGUUGUAUCUCAGUUGUUUCACGUUUCCACCAUUUCUGGAGAGGAACCUUCAGAAGGCUCAGAGGAGAGAAGCAAGCCGGCGGUGCUGUGGGUCAUGUACUUCAACACGAGAGACACAUCAGCCCUGGACAGCAGCAGCUACAGCCUGCCGAGCAACGUCCACGUGUGCACCGGUCCCGAUGGCAGCCUGGGCAGUGACUACUCCAUUAAACUGGCUGAAUCUGUGUUUCAUCAAAUCCUCCCCGACGAAGAGUUCUGUCCGCCCGCUCCCAACCCAGAGGACAUCAUCUAUGACGGAGACGGUCCGCAGGCCGAAGGGCCCGGCUUCGGCGAGAGCGCUAACACAGAAGCAGAUAAAAGCCAGACAGAGGAAGAAGGUGGCGGAGAUGAGGAGAGCCCGUCGACCGAGAGCUCGGAACCCGCGGAGACGGGCAGCGUUACCCAGCAGGCAACGUCAGACAUGACCCUGCCCUCUGAGGAACAACCCCUUUAGAGACGCUUGUUCAUUUCUACACGAUCACUGAGUAUAUGGAAUCCAAAAUACAUCACGUUCAUCUCCGAAGUUCUCAGUCCUGUUACGUUCAUCAAAUUUUAUAUGCCUUUCUUUUGCAUUUUCACACUCGAUGCCUGUUUUAUUUUGACCGGUUACUGUAAGACGUUUAUGUAUUUGCUUUUUUUAACCAAAAUGCUUUUCUUUUUUUUAAUUUCAGAAUGUAUUCACAAUUUUGCAUGGUUCAAGCAAGGUGCCUAUCAUAUAUUCUGGAGUUAUUCAAAUGACGGAGAUUAAAUGAUUUUGGUCGCACAGACGCUUUUAUUUUGUCAAAUGCUGCUUCUUCCAACCUUGUAUUUGUAUUUGAGAUGUCUGUUUGAACGCUGUCUGUCUUUUCAUUUGUACGCUAUAAUGGUUGCUGACAUUAAAAAUGUAAUUGAAGAGG